AUGCGCAAGACUCUAUACAGACCCCACCUCUCAGCUGGUGCCUUAACUAUGGCCACGCCGUCCUGCAGGGCAUUGUCGAUCACUUCGCGAUGCAAUUCAUCGAUGGCCCGCCACCCAAUCGUACAUCGUAGCCGCGCAGGCGCCAUAAACGGCUGCAUGCCGAUACGUGGCCACCUGUUUGGACGCUGCAGCUCUACCCUGCGGGGCACACCUGAAAUGCCAGCAUCAUCCUUCGGCGGUCGAGCAGAGGCCUCAGCCACAACAGGACCCAGCGCGGACCCAGAUCUCACCUACAUGUCGCCCGUCAUCUUCGCCCGCCGCACGCCAGAGGAGCGGCGACGCGAUGAGCUGGGCGUUCAGAAGAUUCUCGAAGUGGCAAAGGAGCGAGCAAACCAGGGCGAGAGCGAGGACGGGCUGCUGCGGUUCCUGGGCUACUACGGCAAGAAGAACCAGAGCCUGCGGUCCGGCUCCGCCCUCUACGCCAACGUCUUCUACCGCUCGCUCGACGAGGAAUUCUACGAUCUGCUGGGGUACGAGGAAAAGGGCCUGCUGCCCUGGUUUUUGAUCUCGACGCUGCACAUGUGGAUGACGUCCGUGCGGCUCCGAAAGGACGCAUCCAGCCGGGCACUGGACACGCGAGCGUAUUUCGCGGACAGCUUCUGGAUGGACGUCGAGGAAAAGCUCAACAACGUGGGCGUCAACUACGUGGGGAUGGGCAAGGCCUUCAAGCAGAUGCCCAACCUCUACGCCCAUGCCACGCUCUCGCUCGACAAGGCCCUCAAGUCCACCACCGACGACCAGCUCGGCGACGCGCUCUUCCGGCACAUCUUCUUCAACCGGCUGCCACGCCAGUUGAGGUGGGCGCCCUAA
Acanthamoeba castellanii str. Neff is the source of this 870-nucleotide messenger RNA. RefSeq lists its product as uncharacterized. The coding region runs from base 1 to 870 and encodes 289 amino acids. Gene Ontology annotation, biological process: mitochondrial respiratory chain complex III assembly. The record is from RefSeq and is a predicted model, not a curated record. NCBI's taxonomy places the organism in Eukaryota, Discosea, Longamoebia, Acanthamoebidae. Gene Ontology annotation, cellular component: mitochondrion. The transcript has 6 exons.